Molecule: messenger RNA, 483 nt
Organism: Brenthis ino (lesser marbled fritillary)
Lineage: Eukaryota; Metazoa; Arthropoda; Insecta; Lepidoptera; Nymphalidae
Source: the annotation of a GenBank genome assembly
AUGCUCUUCGCUCCGAUCGCCUUCGAGGCGAUGAAGUGUAAAGAGGAAAACUGCGAAGUCGGCGUGGUGCUGGAACACAACUCCCUGAUCGUUCUAUCUGUCAACAAGACAAUAGUCUGCCUUUGUGGAAGGAACAAACACAACCCCUUCGAGCGCGGCAAGCUGCGCAAGCGCGAGGAACACUCUGCCUCGGUGCACCCUGCCGAAGCAGUGCUCCAGACCGCGCCGCAACCAACGACUGAGCCUCUUGCCUUCCGUCAGCAGCCUUUGUGGCAGUUUCCACCGCCGCUGCCUCCGCCUUACGUCUAUCCUCACGAUCAGGACAACUUGAUGCAGCCUAUCGGUAACGAGCGAGCGAGUUUUCGCAGUUUGCGCAAGAACAUUGGCGGUCGUUGGAAGAGACUUGUUAAAAAGAAGCCUGAACAGGAAGUGUACACGAUCCCGCCCGAGCUUAAACCUCAACUAAAACAAAUAUAUGUGUAU